Molecule: messenger RNA, 957 nt
Organism: Meyerozyma guilliermondii ATCC 6260
Lineage: Eukaryota; Fungi; Ascomycota; Pichiomycetes; Serinales; Debaryomycetaceae
Product: lipoyl(octanoyl) transferase
Exons: 1
Coding region: 1-957 (318 amino acids)
Biological process (GO): protein lipoylation
Cellular component (GO): mitochondrion
Molecular function (GO): lipoyl(octanoyl) transferase activity
Source: RefSeq, a predicted model, not a curated record
AUGCACCUGACGGACAUCGCCUGCAUGGACGCGCGCUGCAGUGCACCUGCUUACUUACUGCAGUGGAAAUAUGUCAAUCUGCAACUAAGUUUUCCAAUGCGGUGGGGACGAUUUUACAGCAGCUGCACCAAGUUCACACCGCUAAGCGAUACCUACAAGACAUUGAGACACAUUCACUUUCCAAACAUAACUACAUUCGAGGAGGGCCAGCGGAUCCAAGACACCAUCGUACGAGCCAAUUUGGAUUUCAAGCUGAUGGAUGCCAAGAUCAAGCGACAGCAGAAACAGCUUGCGGCCGCCGGACACGAAAUGUCGGAUUAUGAAAAAGCGCUUGUUGGAAAAAUCCUCGAUAUGAAGCCGCAUCCCACGGUGUUGACAUUUGAGUUCGAAAAUGUUUACACUGGUGGAAAGAAACUCAAACAAGAUCCCGACUUGCCUGAAAAAAUCGCAGCUUUUGAACAGAUGGGGUGCUCAUACCACCAGCUAGAACGCGGAGGAGACAUAACCUGGCAUGGCCGAGGCCAAAUGGUGGCAUACACCAUUCUUGAUUUAAAGCAAUUUCUGAAUUUGCUGGUGAAAUGUUACGUAGAUGCAGUUCUUCUCCGAGCCACUCAAGACUUGUUGAAAAAUUAUGGUCUUGAGUCUUUCACAAACGAGAAUCCUGGAGUGUGGAUGUCGCCUCACGAUGACAAGAUUGCGUCAGUAGGCUGUAAUAUUCAGCGAGCCAUUACAUCGUAUGGCAUUGGUCUCAAUGUGAAUCCCAAGAUGAAGUAUUUGAACACAUUCACCAUGUGUGGACUUCCAGGAAAAAAAGCAGUAUCUCUCCAGUCGCUUGUACAAAAGGAGGUUCUGGUGGAGCAGAUUGCAAAUGAAUAUGCUCAGCAACUUGCCAAGGCAUUGAAUAUUGGAAGCGUAGAGCAUAUGAAUGGAGAGGAGCUUCGAAAAAGCCUUGAAUGA